AUGGCUGGAGCAAAUGAGAAAGCUAUGCAGCAGCGUCUGAGCUUCUUGAGCUGUGGGGAGGAGGAUAGCAGUGACAGUAGCAUGGAAGACUGGGCACCCAGAACUGUCCUGCAGCAAAGCCCCUCCUUGGUUUGCCAAACUCCGCGAGUGCAGCGCCACCGCACCUGGAGCGUCACGGCGUCCACGUCCGCACCGACCUCACCCAUACCGUAUGCUGCUUGGAGGAAGCUCAGGCUCUGUGACUCCCCCAGCACACCUAAGAGUCUGCUGUCGAAGUCAGCCCUGCCUUACUCGAGCAGUAGGCCACGUCUCACCCAGAGUGUCCCAGGCCUGCUCACUGCCUGUGACCCUGCUCCUGCUGUCAACAUUAACCCUUUCACUCCUGACACGGCCCGGAGGAGCAGCAAACACUACAAGAGGAAAAGUCACAGGAGUGAGUGCAAUAAUGAGGAUGAUGGGUACAGGUAUAAAGAGAGUCAAACCUCAUCUGAAGACGAAAGUUACUUCCUCCCAUCAAAGAGGCCAGCAGUGCCGGCCCUCAUGCUGUCGCGCUAUGAGAGUGAGUUCCUGGAACUGGGCCGGAUUGGCGUGGGCGAGUUUGGCGCCGUGUACUCUUGUGUGAAGAGGUUGGACGGCUGCAUGUAUGCCAUCAAGCGCUUACGCAGGCCACUCGCAGGUUCCGCCAACGAACAGCUGGCCUUAAAAGAGGUGUAUGCCCAUGCAGUGCUUGGACAUCACCCACAUGUUGUACAGUACUACUCAGCUUGGGCUGAAGAUGACCACAUGAUCAUUCAAAAUGAGUACUGUGAUGGUGGAAGCCUUCUUGAUGUCAUCACUGAGAAGAAAGAGCAAGGGGAGUUCUUUCGGGAGCCAGAGCUGCGGGAUCUGCUGCUUCAGGUGUCAAUGGGGCUAAAAUACAUCCACACCUCAGGCCUGGUGCAUCUGGACAUCAAACCCAGCAACAUAUUCAUCUGCCAUCGGCCCAGUGCCAGCACUGAUGAAGCUGGAGACAGCGAAGAGGAAGAUGAUGGAUACCCUUCAUCAGGGGUAGUUUUUAAAAUUGGUGACCUAGGUCACGUCACAUCCACUUCCAGUCCGCAGGUAGAAGAGGGUGACAGCCGCUUCCUGGCCUGUGAAGUUCUGCGAGAGGACUACACUCAUCUACCCAAGGCAGAUAUCUUUGCCCUGGGCCUGACUGUGCUGUUGGCAGCAGGAGCUGCACCACUACCUCAGAAUGGGGAUGAAUGGCACCGCCUCAGACAGGCGGAGUUGCCCAGCCUGCCACAGGAACUGACGGCUCCCUUAAGCAACCUUAUACAGAUGAUGUUAGACCCUGAUCCCGCUGCGAGGCCAUCUGCGUCUGCAUUGUGCAAGCACCCAGUGCUGUGUAGAGAAAGGUCUGGAAAGCUGGCCGCACAGUUGCGCAAGGAGCUCAAUGUGGAGAAGUUUAGGACGGCAGUGCUGGAGAGGGAACUCAAGGAGGCUCGAUUAGCAGCUACCUCGCCUCGGCAGUCCCCUCUCUCUGCGGGACAGGCUAGCUCCCACGUGCACUCCCUUCCUAGACCAGAUCGGAGGCUAGUGGGACGAAAUAAAGCUCGCUCCAUGAGCUUUGGUGGCCUUGGACACUGACCUUUCAUUAAUUCGGGUAGAAUGGUAGCUCAUGGACCAACUGGACCAAGGACCAAGUCUGAAGAUCAAGGUUUUGGGUGGUUUUUUUUUUUUUUUUUUAAGGUUUUGAUUGUUCUUCAGCAAUAAGUGUUUGAAUCUGGCUUUCUCCAGCUUGUAACUCAUCUCAGUUUCUUUUAACUUGAAUGGCUUUUAUUCAUGUAAAUAAAGAUUUUAA
This is a messenger RNA of Electrophorus electricus (electric eel), 1843 nucleotides long. RefSeq names its product WEE2 oocyte meiosis inhibiting kinase (gene wee2). NCBI's taxonomy places the organism in Eukaryota, Metazoa, Chordata, Actinopteri, Gymnotiformes, Gymnotidae. Gene Ontology annotation, biological process: protein phosphorylation; regulation of meiosis I; mitotic cell cycle. The record is from RefSeq and is a predicted model, not a curated record. Gene Ontology annotation, cellular component: cytoplasm; nucleus. Gene Ontology annotation, molecular function: magnesium ion binding; ATP binding; non-membrane spanning protein tyrosine kinase activity.